Astrephomene gubernaculifera is the source of this 1572-nucleotide messenger RNA. NCBI's taxonomy places the organism in Eukaryota, Viridiplantae, Chlorophyta, Chlorophyceae, Chlamydomonadales, Astrephomenaceae. The record is from the annotation of a GenBank genome assembly.
CACUUGCGAAGGUAACUAUGAAUCCUAACACGAAUCCUGUUACAUGUAAACACACCCUUAGCUGGGACCUCUCCCGACCGUUAAACUUCACAAGAUCCCUUGUCCUGGGCAACUUACAGUAAUGAAGACGAAGGUUGCAGAUCUCAUUUUCCAGCAAAGCAGAAACACUACGAAGGGGAACAGACUGGCUAUAUAGCUCCUCUAAAGUGUAACUUAGAAAUGGCAGUGGCCUUUGGCGAAGCAGACCGCUUGCCUCAAGAUUUACUGUCCAUGAACAUAGAUGAAGCAGCAAGGCUUACGCUUAUUGAUCUGCCGCCUGGCGUCCUUUCGCGGAUUGUGCAAGCUGCGGAUGCACACUCGCCCCGACAACUACGCCUGACUAGCAAGAUAGUGCGACCGGUCGUGGAUGCCCUUACAAAAUCCAUUACCUUUACGGCCUACUGUCUGCCCAGCCUGCUGCCGCGUGGUCAUCUGCCCGACUUCCUUCCAUCGCUCCGCAGCAUCAAGCUCGCACUGCAAGAUUGCACUACACCCGCAGCUUGCCUUCCACAGCUUCAACAACUUGGCCUCCAGGGACUUACCGGGCUUGAAUCCCUAACUCUGUCCCUGUCGCAAGGCCAUGUGUUCCCAUCCUCCGCCAUCCCAUCCCUAGCCUCGCUUAUUCCCCCGUCCACAACUCGCCUUGUCCUCACACACUCUUUGCGGGGCACCAGCGGCGGCGGCAGCGAUGCCACCGCUAGCGGAGAAGAGUCUACCAGGCUGGACCUGACAGCCCUGCUGCACCUGCUGAGGCUGUGUCCCUCCAUACGGCAGGUCCGGCUGCUCGAGGGCUGCUGGAUCCACAGCCGCGGCGAUGUGAGGGCCCUAAUGGAACUCACAAAUCCAGAACUGGCUGGUUGCAGUACAAUGCCGCCUCGGACGGCUUUAGCGGUUGGAACAUCAACGCCGGCCUUGCAAUCACGCCACGAUAACCACACCACCAGCUGCCCCAGCACCAGCACCAGCACCGCCACCAACAGCGCCGUUAGCGCCAAAAGAGAGGUUGUCGUCCACUCCUUGCGAGGCUUGCGUAUCUGCCCUGACGGCGAUUUGCAACGCGACCUGCCGUACAUGUUGUCGGCUCUUCGCGGCCUGCGGGAGCUCGAUGUGAUGCUACAGCCACCACCACUACCGCCGCAUCUGCUGCAACUGCCGGCACAGGCAGCAGCAGACUUGGGUGUCAAUGUGGAGUUUACAGCUGAGGCGCUAGCGGCCUUGGCGCAAGCGGCGGCGGAGCAUGUGGUGCACAUGCAAAUGUCGGAGGCGAGCCAGCAGCUGCUGAGGGGGCUUAUGCCGGUCCGCCAGCCGACAGUGGUUCCGGAGCCGGGUCUGGGGAGCCACAUCACACGACUGGUGUUGUGUGACAUACGGGGCAGCAUUGAGGGUCUGCUGGAGGGUCUGCCCGGCCGGCUGCCGCUGCUGGCGGCCCUGGGGCUGCAUGCGCUGCAGGACAUGCGGCAGCUGGGGCCGCGGCAGCUGAGGCUGCUGUCGCUGCUGCCCCGGCUACGCCACCUGGCGGUAGACCGGCUGGAC